Carya illinoinensis is the source of this 5381-nucleotide messenger RNA. RefSeq names its product disease resistance protein RUN1-like. Gene Ontology annotation, molecular function: ADP binding. Bases 1849 to 5136 code for a protein of 1095 amino acids. Gene Ontology annotation, biological process: defense response; signal transduction. Lineage: Eukaryota; Viridiplantae; Streptophyta; Magnoliopsida; Fagales; Juglandaceae. The record is from RefSeq and is a predicted model, not a curated record. The transcript is spliced from 6 exons.
GCCAGUAUGUCAGGCGAUUGUAACUCGACUGCACCCACCUACUGUAUAAAAAGAUUUCCUUAUCCAAUUGUCUUCGUAACUAGAAAACUCAAAACAGUUGGCCACAACUGUUCCAACGCCACAAUUGUUUUCCAUUUAUUAUUGAGUACUUUUCUUUCUCAAAAAAAUCUCAAUGCCUAUAUUGUCCUUCCCAAAGAUACCUUUUUGCUUCCUCGUUCAAAUUCUCGAAAUGGCAUUCUGGUAACUUUGUUAAAAAUAAAAGAGAGAUGAAAACCAGACGGAACCAAGCUUCCAUUAAAACCAGAGCAGCCAGAGUGCACGUGAUGCAAAAAAAGUCUUCAAUAGAAAUAUCUGAUCGAUCUGAUCUCUCUCCAGCUCACUGUCAAAGCACACGACGUCUCCCUUCAAAGAAGACAAAUCAUUCUCACAUAACGAAAACCAUCUUAUUGUCCCGAUCGAGCUUGGCUAAGACGCUUCACCUCGCUAAGAAGGCGGUCUGAAAGAGCUUCACCCUCGCGUUCCAAUCCAAACUUCACAAGCUCAGGACUUCCAAAGUCGGCACAACCACCACUCGCCACCUCCAAGCCCUGCGCACCUUUGGCUAAUUGGCUUCGUGUUCCCCUUCAAACGACACCCUCUCCCUAGACCCCUCCUACACGCUCCCACGCUCUGGCUCUAGCUCCAAUUCCGACUUCGGCAAUUUUGAUCGGAGUCAGAGUCCGUUCUUGAUCGGAGUUUGGCUUUCUGACUUCGUCGGAGUCGGAACCCAGUCUUAAAUUUUAUGGAUGGAUAGCAGUGAAGUACGGCGGUAAAAGGAAUUCCAGAACUUCCAGUUCCUUUAAACUUUCGUUUCCGAUUCUUAAUUUAAUUUAAUUUUCUGCACCCGACCAGAAGUAUCGCUUAUUAAGGAGAUGUUUGGUAAUAUUUUUCAACUCAUCUCGUCUCUUUCCUAAACAUUACUAGAAGAGAAAUAUUUUCAAAUUAAUCGUUUUUUCAAAUUUAUCUUCCUUUCAAAACAAAGAAAAAAAAAAAGAAAGAAGUCCAAAGUCAGGCAUACUGGGCAGGCCCGUGCACGCCGUCCAGAGUGGCAAAAUGAAACCCAGCGUUGCAUCUUGUUGAAAACGGUGCGAUCAAGAAAAUCCCUAAGCAACUGCAACUGCAACAACGUCCCUCGCUGCAAGUGCAACGGAAAAUCAAAUCAAGACCUUGCCCCUUUGUAUGCAACUGCAAAUCUGCAACAACGCCCCUCUCUGGUCCAUACCUCGUGGUUACUGAUCCCAUUAUUACUUUUCUGCUUCAAUUUUUGUGGGUCUGUGCUCGUUUUUUCUCAAGGUAAAGUAGCAGUUAGCGGAACAAACUUGUGAAAGGCUCUUACCCCUGGUUCGACGCCGAGGAGUGGAUAGCAGUUAGCAGUAGAGGACGGCGUGGUUGCUGCUCGACCUAACGACGGAGCUCAGUCACUUCGUCCAAAUACCGAUCUGAAAGAGAGAAACGAUAAGAGAAGAGAUUUGUAUUGAGAUGAAGAUCUGAGGGAGACGAAAGAGCUGCGCCAAUCUGAGAGAAACGAAGGAAAGAGCUCCUGAGCUGCGCCUUAUUAAACCACCAAGGUACUGUAGAAAAAUUGAUAGAAAAUGGGUGUAUUAUAACUGACGUCAGCAGUGUGGACAUACAGCAAAAUAUAACCUCUUUGAUAAUGCUAAGGAAGAGUUUAAUUACACAGUGACAAUGACCCACUCAAACUAUCUUGAUCCACUUCUUUAACAUAAAGCUCUCUACUUGCAUGUCUCUCUACAUUGAAUAGCUUCUAACCCUUGCUUAAGAGUAGCUACCAAGAUUUCAAUCUCUUCCAUGGCUGUCCCAAAUGUCUCAUUCUCCUCUUCUUCUUCCCAUCCUUGGAAUCAUGACGUUUUUCUAAGUUUUAGAGGGGAAGAUACCCGCAAUACCUUUAUCGGUCAUUUGCAUCACGCUCUCAUUGAAAAGGGAAUCAAAACCUUCAUAGAUGAAGUGGAUCUUCAGAGAGGAGACGAGAUCUCCGCAACACUUUUGGAAGCCAUCCAACAAUCUAAAAUUUCCAUCAUCAUCUUCUCUAAGAACUACGCCACUUCCACUUGGUGCUUAGAUGAACUCGUCAAGAUUCUCGAGUGUCGGAAAUCAUUUGGCCAAAUGGUUCGACCAAUUUUCUACGAUGUGGAUCCUUCAGAUGUGCGGAAACAAUUUGGAGAAGUGAUGGAUAUGCAUGAAAAGAAAUUCAAGGAUGAUAUGCAAAGGGUGUUCAGGUGGAAGGUGGCUCUCAAAGAGGCAGCCAAUUUGUCCGGUUGGCAUUUGAACAAUGGGCAUGAGUCCGAUUUUAUCCAGAGCAUUGUUGAAGAGAUAUCAAGUAGAAUAUUAAUGAAGUGCAUGUUUUUAGAUGUUGCGAAGAACCCAGUCGGAUUACAUUCUCACAUACAUUCCAUGCAUAAGUUGUUAAGUGUUGGGUAUGAUGAUGUUCGCAUGGUUGGAAUCCAUGGGAUUGGUGGAAUAGGUAAAACCACUGUCGCAAAAGCUGUAUAUAACUUAUUUGCUAAUCAAUUUCAAAGUUGCAGCUUUCUUGAUAAUGUUCGAGAAACCGCAAACCGAUGUGGCCUUGUUCAAUUACAAGAAACACUUCUAUCUGAGACCUUGGGCAAUACAAACUUAAAGGUUGGAAUUGAGGAUAGAGGAAUUAAUGUAAUAAAGGAGAUGCUCUGUCAUAAGAAGGUUCUUAUAGUUCUUGAUGAUGUCAAUAAGUUGAAACAACUUGAGAAAUUAGCAGGAGAUAAGAAUUGGUUUGGUCCAGGAAGUAGAAUCAUUAUUACAACUAGAGAUCAACAUGUUCUAGAUACCCAUGGGGUAGAAAGAAAAUACAAGGUCCAAGGAUUAAGUCAUGCUGAUGCUCUUCAACUUCUUAGCUGGAAUGCAUUCAAGAAAUCUUAUCCUGAAAGAGGGUAUGAAAAGCUCAUGGAUUGUGUGGUUCAAUAUGCCUCGGGCCUUCCCUUGGCCCUGGUUGUGCUGGGAUCUCUCCUAUAUCGUAGAAGCAAACCAGAAUGGGAAAGCACAAUAUGUAAAAUGCAAAGAAGUCUUGAUAAAGAUAUCUAUGAAAUACUUAAAAUCAGCUUUGAUGCACUGGAGGACAAUGAGAAGGCUAUCUUCCUUGAUAUUGCAUGUUUCUUUAAUAGAGAAGACAGAGAUUAUGUAACAAAAAUUUUGGAAGCAAGCAAUUUUGAUGCUGUUAUUGGAAUACAAGUUCUCAUUGAAAGAUCUUUGGUGAAUGUUGGAUACUCAAACGAGUUGCAGAUGCAUGACUUGAUACAAUUGAUGGGUAGAAAUAUUGUUCAUAAAGAAUCUCCCAACGAGCCAAGAAAGCGCAGCCGAUUAUGGUCUUGUGAGGAUAUUCUCCAUGUUCUUAUGGAAAACACGGGAACUAAUGCAAUUGAAGGCAUAAAGCUAGAUUUGCUCGGGAAAAAAGAUAUUUUGCUAAAUCCUAGAGCCUUUACAAAAAUGAAAAGGCUUAGAUUGCUUAUAAUCCGCAAUGCAUGCUUCUCAGAGGGUCCUAAAAGUUUGCCUAAUGAGCUAAGAUUUCUUGAUUGGGCUGGAUACCCGUCAACAUCUCUGCCAUCCAAUUUUCAUCCUCAGAAACUUAUUACUCUCAACAUGUGUCACAGUAAAAUCAAGCAAUUCCAAGGGAUAAAGGUUUGUGAAAAUUUGAGAAAAGUAAAUUUUUCUUAUUGUGAAUACUUGAUGUGCACCCCUGAUGUCUCAAUGAUGGCAAAUCUUGAGAGUUUGGAUCUUAGAGGCUGUUGCAAUUUAGUUGAGGUUCAUCAAUCUGUUGGAUUUUUAAAGAAACUGUCUCUAUUGAGUGUUGAAUAUUGCUCCAAACUUAGACUUCUUCCUAACCUGAAGUUGCCACGUCUUCAACUCCUAGGACUUUCUAGUGGCACAAGUAUUGAGAAAUUUCCAAAUAUUGUGGGAGAAAUUCCUGAUUUAUCGAGUAUUUGGAUUUAUAACAGUCCCAUUCAAGAACUGCCUUCGUCUGUUGAAUAUCUCAUAGGGCUCGAAAGAAUUACAAUAAUUUUAUGCGAGAACCUUAGAGAUCUCCCUAGAAGCAUUUCUAAGUUGCUACGUCUCAAGUAUCUUAAUCUAAGUGAUUGCAAAAACUUCGGAAAGUUUCCAAAAUUGUCGUCAUCAUCAUCAUCAACAAAUUCAGGCUGGCUGGCUUCGUCAAAGUGGGACAAAACUCAAGAUAUUAGGCUCUCUGUUGGGUUUCCAGCUUUGGAACAGUUAAUCAUCUCUAACUGUGAUCUAGCAGAAGUAGAUUUCCUCCAAAGUCUUCAUUGCCUUUCCAUCCUACAACAUUUGGAUUUAUCAGGAAACAAUUUCGUUAGCGUCCCUGCAUGUAUUUUUAGAUUUACCCAUUUGCAAUCUCUUAAAUUGAUAGAUUGUGAGGGACUUCGACAAAUGAAUGCAAGUAGUGGUGGCAAAUCCUUCAUCGAUAAUUUAACGAUGAUGAUUCCUAUGUUAUAUAGAUUCUGUGAAAAAAUGAGAACUACAAUUAGAAUUAGAGGAGGAGAGUUACCAGAAUGGUUUAUCCAUAAAAGUAGAAAGAAUUACAUGUGUUUCCGAGUGCCUCCACCUAAAAGAGCCAAGUUAGCGGGUUUGGUUAUCGGUAUUGUUUUUAAACAUGAGGAUGAUCAUUUUGGACCGUCACACUCUUCCGCCAGUACGACCAUGGUCUAUAUCAAUGGUAUAUUCGUUGAAAACUUGGAGUACUACACCCUUGGUGGAGUAUUGGAAUCAGAUUGUGUGUGGCUGUAUUGUGUUCCGUGUGGUGCCUUCAAUCGGUGGGAUGAGAAAAAUGAAGGGGAUCACUUUGACAUUUCGUUUGAAUUUCCAUGCAAAGACCCAAUAGCAGACGUGGAUACUAAUAUAUUUGGGGUCCAUUUUGUAUUCGAGCAAAACGACAACGUGGAUGAUGAUGAUGAUCCAAGAGUGAUCCGGCAUUAUUGUUCUCUUGACAAUAGAACAAGAUUUUUUCAAAAACCAAAUACUGUUCUCUUCACAAUAGAACAAGUCUUUUCCGAAAAAAAAAAGAGGAAAAGAAAUAGUCUUGGAGAACAAUAAUUGUUGCCAAUCAGAGCAUGCAGGAGAUCAAAGAUGAAGAGAAGGCAUUGAAAGCCUAGCUGUGGAGGACCCAGUAAUAUAUAUACUUGAUUCCACGUCUUUGUAAAUUUCAUACGGGUAUUGAUGCUCUGUGUCAUUCAAUAUCAUUAAAAUACUUUUAUUUUUAAUGUCUUAUGUUAGAUAAUUAAUCCUUAUAUUUAAUGCCUUUUGUACUAGAUAUUUAAUCCUUUGUUUUGGUUGCUUUA